Chelmon rostratus (copperband butterflyfish) is the source of this 3568-nucleotide messenger RNA. RefSeq names its product 1-acylglycerol-3-phosphate O-acyltransferase 5 (lysophosphatidic acid acyltransferase, epsilon) (gene agpat5). Gene Ontology annotation, cellular component: endomembrane system; mitochondrion. Lineage: Eukaryota; Metazoa; Chordata; Actinopteri; Chaetodontiformes; Chaetodontidae. The record is from RefSeq and is a predicted model, not a curated record. The transcript is spliced from 8 exons. Gene Ontology annotation, molecular function: acyltransferase activity. The coding region runs from base 620 to 1717 and encodes 365 amino acids.
GACAUUUGCUGCAAGGAGCUAGUUUAUGAACAGCUAGCUGGAGAAAGAUGAAGAGCCGCGGACGGAAAUAGAAAAUAUUUUUCCUUUUAACAACUGAGUUGACGUUUGGGUUACACUUUGUUAUCGCACCCACAUUAGAGACAGUUCAUAUCAAAUGUAGCGCUAGGUAAAACUUCCUGUUUGGCUAAACACGUUUAAUAGUAGGCUAACGCUUUCUUUUAAGUUAACUUACACAGUAAAUGUUCGGAGUUCAGGUUGAGGUUGUGUUCCGCUUUGCUGCUCUGAGAUGUCGACACCAAUCAGAUAACUGAAGUUAAUUGUUGCUUUUGUGUUGCAGUAUGGGCGGACAUUAGCGCUUAAGCCGACUUGGCUAACUGCGGUUUGCAGGCAAGGUUAAAAUUAGCUUUAGCCAGCUAGCUUCUCAGUCCCCUCUUGCUGCAGCUUUCCCACUUUCUUAUGCUGACUUGUCAGGCCAGGUGUGCUGAAAGUAGGCCAGGUGUGUUGUGGGAUAGAUAGGGUGUGGUGUCUGUAACCUAUCAACAGUGUGUAGUGUGUAGUAUAAAGUCGUACAGUCUGCUUCAGGGAUUUUUGUUACUGUAGUGGAGCCAGAGGUAGGACCAUGCUGCUCUCCUUGGUUGUGCACACAUACUCGCUGCGGUACUGGUUUCCAGCCACGAUCAUGCUGGGGACAGCACCAGCUUACCUGCUGUCAUGGGGGGCUUGGCGCUUACUUUCAAGUGUCUUACCAGCGAGAAUGUAUCACAAGUUGGACGACCGGUUGUACUGCAUUUACCAGAGUAUGGUUCUCUUCUUCUUCGAAAACUACACAGGAGUUGAGAUUGCUAUAUAUGGAGAUAUACCAAAGAACAAAGAGAACGUGAUCUACCUGUCUAAUCAUCAGUGCACAGCUGACUGGAUCAUUGCUGACAUGCUCGCCAUCAGGCAGAGCGCCCUCGGUCACGUCAGAUACGUCCUUAAAGAUGGACUGAAGUGGCUCCCGUUAUACGGAUGGUAUUUCUCUCAGCACGGAGGAGCCUACGUGAAACGAAGUGCAAAGUUUAAUGAAAAGGCGAUGAAGAAGAAGCUCCUCACUCAGACUCAAUGUGGAACACCAAUGUACCUUGUCAUCUUCCCUGAAGGAACUCGGUAUAAUCCAGAGCUGAAGAAUGUUAUUGCCGACAGUCAGGCUUUCGCUACGAAAGAAGGACUGGCUGUCCUGAGGCACACACUUACACCCAGAAUGAAGGCCUCUCACAUAGCCGUCGAGACCAUGAAGGGCCACCUGGAUGCUGUGUAUGACAUCACCGUGGCCUACGAGGGAACGUUCGACGCUUCCGGUCAAAGAAGACCUGCACCAUCAAUGCCAGAAUUCCUGUGCAAAGAAUGUCCCCGCGUCCACAUACACUUCGACCGCGUGGACAUAAAGGAAAUUCCUACAGAGCCAGUGUUUUUCCGCAGGUGGCUGCACGAGCGCUUCGAAAUCAAGGACCGGCUGCUGACGGAUUUCUACGAGUCGGCGGAUGCAGACAAAGUAUGCAAGUUCCCCGGGGAUGGCAAACCUUUCCCUCUGAACCUGUCUAAAACCCUCCCAUCAGUGGUUAUCCUGGCAGGACUGACACUGCCGUUACUUCUGACGGAGAACGGCAGGAAACUGUACGUGAGAACCUGGGUGUACGGGACACUGCUGGGCUGGCUGUGGGUGAACGUUUCUCCUUAACGAGCAGGGGCGGAGGCUGCCGCAACGAGAUGCACAAAAGACAUGGAGAGCCGGUGCCAUUUUCCUGUAUCAGAUCAACACAAGGUGUGUUCCAGAUGCAGAGCAGCGUCUGAUAAGAGGCUCAGAGAUUUAUCCCACAUGUCUGGCUCACAGUUGACCUUGAGCUGAAAGCUGAACAGAGAUGCAGAAAAAUGUUAAGCUUUUUGUGCUACUUCCUCCCUUGCGUUAUUUGGAUUUGCAGCCUGAAAUGAUUAGAGAAACAUGAGUGGAUGUGUUGAAAAGUAUUAGAUUUCUCAAAAAUACCCCUGGAUUACUUAUUAUGAAAUAAAAAUACAUAUAUACUUCUCUUAAAAUACCCCCCCCCCCAUCAGAUGUAGCCAAAUUAGUGUUCUUGCAUGCUCAUUUUCCCAUCAAACAUUGACCAGUGUUAAAGCUCUCAUAUGACAUUAAAUUUUUGAGAACUCAGAACACGUCUGAUGAUCGUGGUCAGCGACUGCACGUAAGUGACACAUCAUAGUGAUGAUGGAUCAUUGAUUAUUAAGUGCACUGACUCGUUGACAUCGUUUGUAAUGUCUUAUUUAUUCCAAGCCCCAUGUCAGAAGAAUUAUGCACUUUGCUCAGUGAUUUUUUUUUUUUUGACAUUAGUAGAACAAAAUAAAGAACAUGCAGUCCUCUAUUGGGCCUCAUAAACAUGACACCAGCUGCAUUGUUUACCAUAAAUAUUCAUACUGAAUGUUUAUUUGUUUUAUACUGGAAAUGCCUGUAGCUGUAAAGGAAUGUUCAUUUAUGCAAACAUGGAAGAGUAAGUGUCUUUUAAUUUUCAGCAGCCAAGAUACAGAUUUUACUGAUAUUGAUAUCCUUCAAAAAUGCAAUCUGUUGUAUAUUUUUGAGCAAAGUGUUUGUCACUAGUGAUGCCACAGUGAGCUCACAUGGAGGAUUGCAUUUUACAAAUGUUCUACCAAUGUGAACUAUUGCUUUAAUGGUAAAAUGUCAAUCAUUGCCAAAAUGUGGAGUAUUUGGCAUGAUAUUCUACAAGUGUGUUAAGUUGAGCAAUACUUGUUUUGAUGCCAGCCCCAACAAUGUCUUGUUUCUUUUUUCUUUUUUUUGCCUAAUUACAUUAUAAUUAAUUUUUUUAUAAUGGCUCCAUAACUUUUAUAUGCAUCUGUUAUUUUGAAUACCUAGCAAAAAGCUGACAAAGCCAUGUUAACAGUAUAUCACAGGUUCCUGUGCUCUCUAAGCCAUUUGUACUAUAAUUAUCACUGUAUUGUGAAAUGCACUGUAUGUCAUUGUUGUUGUUUACUGUAAAGAAACCAUUGCAUUUUCCACGAGUCACUUUACAUAAUUGCCAUCUUGUCUUCCUCUAAAGUUAGUCUUUGAUAUGUUCUCCUCAUGUGGACGAUACAGUAAAUCUCAUUGUUUUUACAUGUCACUCCAAUACCUCACUUGAAUAAUCCUUCCUUGUUCUUAAAUGACCCUUGUCAGCCAUUUUAUAGUCAUUUUUAUCCUGACAAGAUCAGACUGUAAUGCAUCAGGAAACUCUAUGUAGACAGUAUUUAAAUGCCAACGGAUUUUGGAAAUGUGUGCCUUCUCUUUGGAGGAGCUGGUCCUCAGCCCUCUUACAGAGGGCCACAGUGGCUCUUUUCCAUCAGGUGACUGCAUGGAGGCACUCUGCUGGAGCUGCUGCUCACUGCAGCAUGUGGUCACACUGUCUACAGUUCAUAGUGGCUUAUUUUGCUCUACAAAUGCAUUGAUUUACACUUUUCGAAGACUAUUAUUAAAUGACGAAACCUUUAAUGUGUGUAAGUUCUGGAAAUGGGGAUUUGAGUGAAAUAAAGUGGUUUUCUUUGGGGA